Messenger RNA from Aspergillus thermomutatus, 939 nucleotides. RefSeq lists its product as uncharacterized. NCBI's taxonomy places the organism in Eukaryota, Fungi, Ascomycota, Eurotiomycetes, Eurotiales, Aspergillaceae. The coding region runs from base 1 to 939 and encodes 312 amino acids. The transcript has 2 exons. The record is from RefSeq and is a predicted model, not a curated record.
AUGGCCGACCUCCGAUACAACCCCAAAAGGCAGAGUCGCCAGAGAAUGCUGGGCCGGACCUACCCAUGCCGGAUCUCUCGCUUUCUGGAUGCCCAUGGAAUCCCUAACGUGCUCUGGGGAGAGCUUGUGAUGAAUAUGUUUCUUAUUCCCGUCGUGCCAGACGGCAUCUACUUCGUCAUCCCCGAUGAACAUAUCGACAAAGCACGCGACCUCCUGGUGGCAGCCGGCUUUCCCCCCUGCCAGCUGGGGAAGUAUUGCGGCUUCGACUGGCCCAAGUCUUGCCAUGGAAUCCCCUACGCGCACUUCAAUAUCGUGGACCUCGGUCCCUUAGAUUACUACAAACCCGAGGAAUACGGCCCAAAUCCCCGCCAAUGGUACACGCUAGAACUCUACAAGAAGUCCGAGCUGCUGUGGGGAGCGCCCGAAAUCCCGCUCGGAAUACCCGAAGCAGAUGACCCAGACUACUGGACAGUCAAGGAUAAGCGUCUUCCAAAAGUCGCCAUUGAAUUCCAGCGAGGCCGCGUUGUCGAGGCGGACUAUCGAGUCAAGAUCCCCUCGCCAGCGCGCUACGCUGAGUCGCUGACCCUCCUGUUCUUCCGGGAUAAUCUCCCGGAAGAGACUUUCAGAGGGAGCUUCUGGGAUUUGCUGCUGCUGGACAUGCAGGUAGUGAUGGAUGAGCACCGCCUCUUCAAACUGGAGGACCUUCCGCCUCGUACUCGAAGCUGGUUUAAAAUUCUGACCGAAACCCCACGGGAAAGAACGCAUGGUGAUGCCGAGGAGAGGUUUGGGGCGGAGAUGAGGGAGGCGGGCGAGGUGCCCGAAAAAAGUCCCUGGCCGUCGCAAGUUACUAUGCCGCCUGGAUGGCGUGAAGAGCUUAAACAGUGGGACGAGGAGGAAGAGCAGAAGAGAAAGAAGAAGGAGGAGGAGGAGGAACAGUAG